UUCUGCUGGAAUAGCUAGAUGAGAUUAAUUUCUUCAUCCAAUUCAUCCUAUCUCCAUUGACAAUUAAAUCUCCAUACAUCGGCUUAAGGCUUACGGUAUACAACAUGUCGAAUCCAUCCCUCGUCUCUCUACUAAUCACCCCCUACACAAUCCUUCUCCUCUUCGUUCUUUACUAUUUACUCCCCUACCUCGCCAAAACACACUGGCUCUUUAUUCCCGCACCUUUUCCCGCCGCAUACACAAACCUAUGGCUCCUUUGGCAGGCUCGGCGCGGUCGUCGGUUCUUAGCUGUGAAUGAGGCUCAUAAGAAGUACGGCAAGUUUGUGCGGAUUGCGCCGAAUCAUAUUAGUAUUGCCGAUGAUGGGGCUAUUCAGGCUGUUUAUGGGCACGGAAAUGGAUUCUUGAAGUCGGAUUACUACGACGCCUUCGUAUCUAUUCGUCGUGGAUUAUUCAACACCCGGGACAGAACAGAACACACCCGUAAGCGCAAGACAGUGUCUCAUACCUUUAGCGCAAAAUCCAUUGGUCAAUUCGAGCAAUACAUACACGCGAAUAUCGAGUUAUUCGUUAAGCAGCUCACAAAAUUGUCCCAAACGCAACGCAAUCCGAAGACCGAGUAUGCAUCGAUCGAUGCAUUGAAUUGGUUCAAUUAUCUGGCGUUUGAUAUCAUUGGUGACUUGGCCUUUGGCGCCCCUUUCGGCAUGUUGGAAAAGGGUAAGGAUGUCGCUGAAGUACGCAAGACCCCUGAUUCGCCGCCUACAUAUGCCCCUGCGAUUGAAGUGUUGAAUCGCCGUGGUGAGGUUUCGGGAACGCUGGGAAUUAUUCCCGGUCUGAAACCUUAUGCAUCGUAUCUACCGGACUCAUUCUUUAGCAAAGGUCUCGAAGCCGUUGAGAAUCUAGCCGGUAUUGCCGUCGCGCGUGUCAGCGAGAGACUCAAACCGGAGGUUAUGGCGAAUAAUACUCGGGUAGAUUUACUGGCUAGAUUGAUGGAAGGUCGGGACGAGACUGGCGCAAAGCUUGGUCGUGAGGAACUCACGGCUGAGGCUUUGACGCAACUGAUUGCGGGGAGUGAUACGACUUCAAAUACUUCUUGUGCGUUGUUGUACUGGGUUUUGAGAACUCCGGGUGUGAUGAAGAAGUUGCAAGAGGUUGUGGAUGAGGCGUUACCGGAAAGAGUUAAAGUGCCGACUUACGCUAUGUUGAAGGAUGUUCCUUAUAUCCAAUAUGUCAUUCAAGAAACAAUGCGCAUCCACAGCACAUCUUCCCUCGGCCUCCCUCGACAGAUCCCAGUGGGCAACCCACCCGUCGAAAUCUGCGGCCGAACAUUCUUAGCAGGAGACGUCAUCUCCGUGCCCUCAUACACAAUCCAUCAUUCCACCGAAAUCUGGGGCCCCGACGCAGAAGCCUUCGUACCUGAGCGAUGGGCUCCCGAACGGCUUACGGCUCGUCAAAAAGCUGCUUUCAUUCCGUUCUCAACAGGACCCAGGGCCUGCGUGGGUAGGAAUGUGGCUGAGAUGGAGUUAACUUGUAUUGUGGGAGCGGUGUUUAGAAAUUUUGAGUUUGUGUUGGAGCAGGAACAUGAUAUGGAGACGAGGGAAGGGUUUUUAAGGAAGCCUUUGGGUUUGGCGGUUGGGAUUAGGCGGAGGGCCGUAUAAUUUGACCGGAAUGAAUUGCAUGAAUCUUGAGAUUCUAGUCUGAUAGGAAUGUGGUCUUCAUGUGAAGUAUGAUGUAUAUGGUCUUAUGUCUCAGUGAAUGAAAUCGCGAGAAUGCUCAACGUUGACUGUGUAGAUAGAUACUUGACUUGGCGGAAAGUGUAGGCAUUCUCGCACACGUUUCUGUACUCAUAUCCCCAGUGCUGCAUUUAAAAAUAGAACAAGAUGUUGAGGAAGUCAUCGACUAAUUGAUAUCAAUAAUAGAU
Molecule: messenger RNA, 1918 nt
Organism: Talaromyces stipitatus ATCC 10500
Lineage: Eukaryota; Fungi; Ascomycota; Eurotiomycetes; Eurotiales; Trichocomaceae
Product: cytochrome P450 benzoate 4-monooxygenase, putative
Exons: 3
Coding region: 105-1655 (516 amino acids)
Molecular function (GO): oxidoreductase activity, acting on paired donors, with incorporation or reduction of molecular oxygen; monooxygenase activity; iron ion binding
Source: RefSeq, a predicted model, not a curated record